AUGGAUAAAAAAACAGUUCAGAAACGGGCUCGGAUCACGGAAGUAUGCUCCAGCCCUUCACCACCGACGGAACAGCAGUCUGAUUCCAAAACUCCUGUGCCGACUCCUCCACUAACAACGCCACCCCCUCGUUCACCAUCCGACCACGAGCUCAACGUUGAAGAAGAAUUGGACGAAACGGAACCCUCACUCACUCCCGAAAAUCUUUCCAUGAAAGAACAAAGAGAAGAAUUACCAAUCAAAAAAGAAGAAGAAGAAAAAUCAUGGGAAAAUUCUGAAUUCAAAUAUAAAAUGUUCAGACGAGAGAGAAAGGAGACUGUGGAAACUGUGACAGAAGAUCCUUCUCCGUAUCAAAAAUCUCCAGUCGAUGUCCUGAUAAAAGUGUUUCCCAGACGCAGUCGAGUCGAAAUUGAGGGGAUCUUAAACAGAUGCAAGGGUGACGUGGUAGCGGCCAUGGAAAUGAUGAUCAACGGAGAGAACUCCACCCCGUACCAAAUGACCCAAGAAUCUCCCCCCUACAUGCAAAAUUAUCAGUCGAAAUCGGCUUUUUCUCCGCUUUCCAAUCAGAGCUUUAAGUUCUCCCCGUCUCGAAGAUUCCUGACUCCACCGUACAGUGGUACGGGGUACCUGCCUACAGUUAUUCGGCCACCUCCUGAAUACUUGUCCUCGUUCAUGCCUCCUUCGGAACUCAUGUACGGAAGACAGUUGCAAGUUCCUUCACCAGGAACUUCUCCUACAUCUGAUAAUACGAAUAAUGAUGGUUUUUCUGAUUAA
This is a messenger RNA of Arctia plantaginis, 774 nucleotides long. NCBI's taxonomy places the organism in Eukaryota, Metazoa, Arthropoda, Insecta, Lepidoptera, Erebidae. The record is from the annotation of a GenBank genome assembly.